Messenger RNA from Nymphalis io (European peacock), 1474 nucleotides. Its product is annotated as TWiK family of potassium channels protein 7. The coding region runs from base 217 to 1290 and encodes 357 amino acids. The transcript has a single exon. The record is from RefSeq and is a predicted model, not a curated record. Lineage: Eukaryota; Metazoa; Arthropoda; Insecta; Lepidoptera; Nymphalidae. Gene Ontology annotation, cellular component: membrane. Gene Ontology annotation, biological process: stabilization of membrane potential; potassium ion transmembrane transport. Gene Ontology annotation, molecular function: potassium ion leak channel activity.
UAACAAUUUUAGAAAAUUUUGGUUAAAUAUUUUUUGGUCAUGCAAGUUUAUAUGAUUUCUGAAUAGGGAGUUGAAAGGGCAAAGCUAGUUUAAAUGUUUUGUAAUCAAAACGACCUGGCAUCGCGCCAAUGUAUUCCAGAAAUAAACCGUGUGAAUCGCGUCCGACGUUUAUAUAAAAAUCACGUAAAACCGCAUUUUAUAUUGUACAUAUGAUAAAUGGAGCGGCAGCAUAACCUGCAUUCCAGCAUCCAUGGCUCCUUCAGGAGUAAGGACUCUUCCUCAACGGUUGAAAGUGAUCCGCGAGAAAAAAUCAAAGAUUGUCUUCGAAAAUUUAUAGCAUUUAUGUUUACUCAAGUGGGUGUUGGCGCCCUUGUCGUGUGCUAUGCGAUAUUAGGUGCUGCAAGUUUCAUGCACAUUGAGAAAGACAGUCCAGAUGAACAGCUGGAAAAUGUUAUUCAGUGGAGGCAAAAUUGUGUAGAGCAGCUGUGGAACAUCACAAAUAAAUACAAUGUCUUAAACUACACAGCUUGGAUGUCUAAUAGUAACCGAGUUUUAAAAGACUUUCAAAACAACAUCACAAGUGCAAUACAUUUGGGAUAUAACGGCCGUUCUUCAGAAGAUAUAUGGUCAUUUCCAGCAGCACUUAUGUACUCACUGUCAGUGUUCACUAUGAUUGGGUAUGGCAAUGUUGUACCUAAAACUGUUUGGGGAAAGAUAGUAACCAUUGCAUAUGCUUGUUUUGGAAUUCCGAUUUAUGUACUUUAUUUCUGUAACAUGGGUAAAGUCCUGGCUAAGACUUUCAAAUGGUUAUAUAUCACAGCUCAUGAAUGUAGUCGAAGAGAAGAUCCGUUGCUUGAGGAUGGAGAAAUACAACCCAUUAAGAAGAAGAUAACUGUCCCAUCGACAGCUUGUCUCUGGGUGAUUUCAUUUUACAUAUUGACCGGGACAAUUAUGUUUGGUGCUUGGGAGAAAUGGAACUAUCUAGACUCGACAUAUUUCUGUGUGAUUAGUUUAUGUAAGAUUGGUUUUGGUGACUUUGUACCUGGAGCGAAUAUAGCUGAUUCUGCUGAAGGUUCUCACUUGAAGCUUGUAAUAAAUUUUAUAUAUGUUUUGCUCGGUAUGGGAUUAGUAGCCAUGUGUUAUAAUCUAAUGUGUGAAGAUGUUAGGGUUAAAGUGCGAGAGCUGAGAGAAGAUUUAAAGAAUUGUUUAGAUGAUAUUACUCUAAAAAUAACUGUUUGCAUGAAUGAUACAAAAUAUUAUCACCAGAGACAGACUAGAAAUAUAAAAUGAUUGAAACAGAUACACAAAUAUUUUAUGUUCUUUGCUAUAGUUCAUUAGUGUUUUUUGGAUUUGUAUUUAUAAAAUAGACAGCUAAACCAAAGAUGUUCUAGUUUUUUAUAAUGGUGAUCUGUUAGGCGGUAGUUUUAAAAAGUAAUAUAUUUGGUUGUGAUCAUUACAAAUAUUUCAGUAUUUU